Messenger RNA from Xylaria bambusicola, 1296 nucleotides. Its product is annotated as prephenate dehydrogenase. NCBI's taxonomy places the organism in Eukaryota, Fungi, Ascomycota, Sordariomycetes, Xylariales, Xylariaceae. The transcript is spliced from 5 exons. The record is from RefSeq and is a predicted model, not a curated record. Bases 1 to 1296 code for a protein of 431 amino acids. Gene Ontology annotation, biological process: L-tyrosine biosynthetic process. Gene Ontology annotation, molecular function: prephenate dehydrogenase (NADP+) activity; NAD+ binding; prephenate dehydrogenase (NAD+) activity.
AUGGAGAACUUCAUUGUCGGUAUCAUCGGUAUGGGUGAUAUGGGCAAAAUGUAUGCUCGGAGGCUCAGCGAUGCUGGUUGGAAGAUUAAGGCUUGUGAUAAAGAGGACCAAUAUGAGGAUCUUUGUGAAGAGUUUUCGAGCAGGACCAAUAUACAAAUUCUCCGAAAUGGUCAUCUAGUGUCUCGAGCUAGUGACUACAUUAUCUACAGCGUAGAAGCCGCGGCAAUUAGUCGUGUCGUUGCCGAGUAUGGCCCUUCAACUAAACAGAAUGCCAUCGUGGGUGGCCAGACAUCCUGCAAGGACCCUGAAAUCAAGGCAUUCGAGAAUCAUCUCCCCUCAGACGUGGAUAUAGUGUCCUGCCAUUCUCUGCACGGCCCCAAAGUGGACACCAAGGAUCAACCUCUGGUUCUUAUUAAACACCGCGCUUCCGAUAACUCGUUUAGCAAAGUCGAAACUGUUCUCAAGUGUCUACAGUCCAAGCACGUAUACCUUACAGCGAACGAGCAUGACCGUAUCACAGCGGACACCCAGGCCGUCACACAUGCCGCCUUCCUCAGCAUGGGCAAGGCAUGGCAUUCGUCACGGCAAUUCCCCUGGGAGGGUGCACGCUAUGUUGGCGGGAUCGAGAACGUAAAGAUUAACCUAACCAUGCGCAUUUACAGCCAGAAAUGGCACGUAUAUGCAGGUCUCGCAAUCCUUAAUCCGGAGGCCCGUAAGCAGAUCAACCAGUACGCCGAGUCGGUGACGGAGCUCUACAAGCUCAUGCUAGGCGGCCACCACGCCGAGCUCCGGGCGCGUGUCCUCCAGGCCAAGGAGAAGGUCUUCGGGUCCGACGACGCAUCCGCCAAGUGGGCGGACAAGCCGCUGCUCCGCGAUGCCGUGCUCGACCAGUUCAGCGUCGGCCCCCGCGCCGCCGAUCUGGCGCCCCUGCCUAACAACCACCUCAGCCUGCUCGCCAUGGUCGACUGCUGGAGCGCGCUCGGCAUCGUGCCGUACGACCACAUGAUCUGCAGCACGCCGCUUUUCCGACUCUGGCUCGGCGUCACGGAGAACCUGUUCCGCAACCCGGCGCGUCUCGACGAAGCGCUGCGCGUCGCUGUAGAGGACAGCACUUUCCGCAGCGAGGAUCUCGAGUUCACGUUCGCGGCGCGCGGAUGGGCCGAGUGCGUUGGGCUCGGGCACUUCGAGACCUGGAAGGAGAGGUUCAUUGACACACAGCGCUUUUUCGAGCCCCGGUUUGCCGAGGCCGUUGAAGUCGGGAAUGCCAUGGUGAAGGUAUUGGCGAGCACCAAGUAA